GGAGAGAGUUUAAGGGCACGCUGGACUGUGGACUGAGUAGCCAAUGGACAUGGGCUUAUGUUUUGGGAGGCCUAAAACCAGGGGAACGAGAGAUCCUCUGUUCCUGACUGGUGUGAGUUUGUCGCCCGAUUGGCCUGUCUACGAGGACAGCCUCAUUAAGCUCAGCGUCUAUGAUGUGAAGGACAAGCAUCACCAGAUGAGCAGUUUCCUGGGUAGUGCUAGCUUCUCUGUCUCCGAACUCCUCAAGUCAAAGGACCAACAGCUCUCUCUCAGCCUAAGGACGGCAGAUGAUUCGGCAGCCGUGGGGACGGUGGUGGUUUCUCGCCUGAAGAUGGGAGAGAUUGAGGAUGGAGAUGUGGACCACAUUGCCACUGACACACACCAGAAGUGCACUCUGGUGUGUGAGCCUCACGGGACCACGAACGACAAGGAUAACGGACUACUGAUGAAUGCUGUGUUUAAGAACCCGGUGUGUAAAGUGUACAGGUUUCAGACGACUGACAGCAAGUGGAUGCUGGUGAGGGAGCAGAUGGCUGAGUGCACUUUGUCCUUCAGUAUUCCCAUCCAGCUCCUCAGGCUCUACAUCCAGGAGGACAGAUACAGGAUCCAGGAGCUGAACAAUCUGGGUGAGCUCUCACCGCACUGGGACAACCUGAGGAGAGACGUCAUCGCUCGCUACAGCCAUCUCAUCAAAACCUACCAGGACACGCUCGCCGAGCUGGAGAAGUUCACUGGUCCUUCAUUCAAGCCGAGCUGCAGCAAAGCUCAGAAAUACCUGGAGUUCAUCCCCAUUAAUCUGCACACACAGCGCAUGAGGGUGACGUGUCCUAGGAAAACAGAGGCCUUCUACGAUGUGAUCACAGUUGGAGCUCCAGCCGCUCACUUCCAGGGCUUCAAAAAUGGAGGCCUUCAGAAGCUGCUCGGCCGAUACGAAGCCGAGAAGAAGAGCUACAGCACGGCGUAUCAGUGCAUCUACUACUCUCCAGAGCACACAGCCAAAGCCAGAGAGAUCCUGAGUAUGGUGGCCCAGUUGCAGCCCCUCAUCUGCAGUUUAGCCGAGCACCUGCUCCUCCAGGCCCAGCAACGCUGCAGCCGCAGCCUCCGGGAAGCUCUCAAGAGUCUGGAGGAAAAGACGGAGCAGUUCGUGCACUCUCUGAAGGACGAGUUGGUGAAGAAUGCGCUCUUCGCGCUACAUGCAGCACGACCCGGCUACAUGAACAAAAGUCAGCUUUCCAGCCAGCCCGAAAAACACUUGCCCCAAACCGUGACCUCGGACGUGACCCCGAACCAAAACCAGAGCCGCGAGCCAAACGUUGUCAUCUGCAACAAUGUGUCCGGAUCUCAAACGCCUCCUAAAAAUGAAGCUCGCCAUGACCUUCCCCACCACAAGGAGUAUGACGAGGAGGAAUGGGACAGGGUGUGGGCCAACGUGGCCAAGGGUCUGAACUCUGUCAUCGCCAUGGUGGAUAAGCUACAGGAGCAGGACAACAACAACCAGGAGUCUGCUCCUGACCAGGCGCUCGCUGACGUCAUUACCUCCCACAGUCCUGCUGCAGACUGGCGGGAGCAGCUGAGCCCUGUGGUGGUGGCGCUGAAGGACUGUGUAAACGAGGUGGCAGACAGAGCGAGCAAGUCAAUGAGUUUUGUUCUCCUCCAGGAGGCGGCAUGCAGUACACCCUCUGGCCUGCAGCUCCAACAGAGACGUGACACUGUAUUCAGCCAGGCGCUGGCUGCACUAGCCUGUGGUUUUCUCAUGCGGCUAUACUCUGGAAUAGAGGAUAAGGGCUUCAUCAGACAACUGCACACAGUGGGAGUGGUGGCCCAGUUCGAGAGCCUGCUCAGCACAUACAGUGAGGAGAUAGGCAUGCUGGAGGAUAUGGAGGUGGGGAUUUCUGAUCUACAGAGAGUCACAUUCAAAAUUACAGAAGCUGCUUCUGAUGACCCCUGCAACCUGCAGCCAACUGUCAGUGGCAGACGAGACCAUUACACUGUCGAGGUGCCGCUUCCACUCCAAGCCUUCCAGACAUUACCAGAUGAAGUGCGUCAGGGCAAGCUGCUACAGGUCUUCCCAGUGCUCUUCAACGUGGGCAUCAAUGAACAGCAGACAAUUGCUGAGAGGUUUGGGGAUAUAUCCUUACAGGAGAGGAUAAAUCAGAGAAAUUUUGACAUUUUAGAGACGUAUUAUAAGUCACUCAGUGAGCAGAUUCCAUUAGAAUGUCUGCCUUCUUUUCAGAUGCAGCCAGAUGUUAAGGAGUUACUUGAAACACUAGGCCAGAGUGUGGUGACCAAGAAGAGGAAGAAUGUGGAAAUUCUCUGGCUUGCAGGAGCGAUCUGUCGGAGGCUUAAUGGCAUCCGUUUCACCAGCUGCAAAAGUGCCAAAGACAGGACGUCCAUGUCGGUGACGCUGGAGCAGUGUGCCCUGCUGAGGGACGAGCACCAGCUCCAUAAGGACUAUUUUGUCCGGGCGCUGGACUGCAUGCGCAGAGAAGGCUGCCGGAUUGAGAACGUGCAAAAGAAUAUAAAAUGCAGGAAGUAUGCUUUUAACAUGCUGCAGCUGAUGGCCUUCCCCAAGUACUAUCGCCCACCCGAGGGGACGUACGGGAAGGUGGACUCAUGAGACGAGACUUAUACACGCUGGACACGACUUCAUCUAGUCUCCAUCCUCAUUCAUCUUCAUGGAAAACAAUGUGAUGUUGGAUCUAAAAGAGAUGAAAAUGCAUCCAUAUAUAUAGAGUACCAGUCAAAAGUUUGCAUGCCCCUACUCAUUCAUAGGUUGUCCUCUGUUGUAAUUAUUUUCUACAAUACUGAAUAUAUCAAAACUAUGAAAUAGCACGUGCCUCAUAUAUGGAAUUAUAUGGUAAACAAAAAAAGGCUUUAAAAAAACGCACUGUUUCAUAUUUUACAUUCUUCAAAGUAGCCACCGUAUUUUGUGUACACCAGGCUUGUAGUACUCGAAUCUGACUCGUGCCCUAAUUUUAAGGACUCGUGACUUGACUCGGACUUAGACUCGGACUCGUGCAUUAACUGCAUUCGGGCUUGUAAAUUGGAGACGAGGACUUGGAUUUUUUCUUUAUUUUUUGUCUCAUCUCAUUAUCUGUAGCCGCUUUAUCCUGUUCUACAGGGUCGCAGGCAAGCUGGAGCCUAUCCCAGCUGACUACGGGCAAAAGGCGGGGUACACCCUGGACAAGUCGCCAGGUCAUCACAGGGCUGACACAUAGACACAGACAACCAUUCACACUCACAUUCACACCUACGGUCAAUUUAGAGUCACCAGUUAACCUAACCUGCAUGUCUUUGGACUGUGGGGGAAACCGGGGCACCCGGAGGAAACCCACGCGGACACGGGGAGAACAUGCAAACUCCGCACAGAAAGGCCCUCGCUGGCCACGGGGCUCGAACCCGGACCUUCUUGCUGUGAGGCGACAGCGCUAACCACUACACCACCGUGCCGCCUUUAUUUUUUGUAACAUGCCAUAAUAAUUUGGUAUAAGAUAUUUAUAUCGACAUUAAUUUUUGUACUAAUUUCGUGCAAGAGUGUCACACCUGUGCGCCUUGGUGCGCACUCCGGACAACGCAUAUGCCAAGCGGAUUCUCGCAUGCACAUGCGCCGUAAACGACUUGCACAGGAUUAAGUAGGGCUGCGUACCUAAACGUAACAUCAGGUACAGGUACAGGUACCGGUACAGAGGUUUAGGUACAGGUCUGGACCUGUACCUGUACCUGAACAAUUUGACAAAUUCUUCUGAACUUCUUCAGUAAUGACAGAAACAUUAAUAAACUGUUGACAACUUGUCAGUAUCUUUAUUCAAAAAAAACCGAACAUAACUAGGUUUCCUACCUCACUUCUCAGUCACCCUAUAGUUAACUUGGGACAAAAAGUCAUAAGUUGUCUCACAGCGAGAAGUGACUACGCUAGAGUACUACAGACUCCGCGCAGUCCGCGGCCUUUAACUUACGCGGCAAAAUUACACAAAGCAACAAAGGCCACCAAUGCCAGCAAAGGAAAAAUGGCUGACCUGCUUUUGAGUCUUUUUGACCAAUCAGAACGCUGGAUCAGCCAAGCUCUCGCAAUGUCUCGUGAGACUGUGGCGAGAGGAUCUCAAAUCAAAGAUGGCUCUGAUUUCAAGUUUCAGCGCGGCAUUUUACGUCUUUUCCAGUGCUAAAUUUUCGUCUUUGUGGUAGGAUUUACGCAUCUUCAGUCACAAAAUAAGCAUAUACUUGGUGUAAAUUUAUAUGGGUACAGUACCGGUACUUCAUGAUCCGGUAUUUUGAACCUGUACCGAAUCGAUUUUCACAGUACAGUACCGGUACACAGUACCGGUACGCAGCCCUAGGAUUAAGGCACAACCAGCACGCCUAUAUAAAAACUGUGAAAACACACUUACUUUGCAAAGUAUUGAGUUGCGUUGCUGACACAUUACCAAGCCUUAUUUCCUUGUUUGGUUUCCUGAUUCCUGAUUUCCUGUUUCUUGUCUUUGAUUCUGCCGAGUCUACGAUAGCCUGUUUGUGCCUCGCUCGACCUAUUGCCUGUUUCACUGUUUUGCGAUUUUGCCUGCCGUUCUGGAUUGUUUACCUUCUUCACUUGUAUUAAUAAACACACCUUCUGCACUUACAUCCGUCUCCCAACCAUCUCUGACAGAAUACUUCACACUCCCUGAUAAAGAGAAGCACAUUCACCUGUUCAUACAUCAUGUUCAGGAACUAACUAAUGUUUUAAUGGCGCUGAAACAGCCAUCGUCAAAUGGUGCGGUUGGAGUCUUGUUCUCGGACUCGAGUCAGAUCAAUAGUGGACUCGACUCGAAAUUUUUUUUAAUGACUUGGACUUGACUCGGACUUGAACACUGGGGACUCAAGACUGGACUUGGACUCAAGGUUUAGUGACUCGACUACAACACUGGUGUGCACCGUACCAUAGUUACACACCUGUACAUGAUUCCUCUUGAUUGUGACUCCUAUAAUUGGCUUUUUUCAGUUAAACAGCGGAGAAACAUUUUCUGUUCAGUUGCUGUAUGGCACUAACCUGGUUUUAUACAAUAUUACACAAAUUAGGCCUUAUGUUUAAGCCAAUUAACAGCCAAGAGUCGAGUUAUGCCCCAGUCUGUGCCUAUAUUCCCUUUUCCCUUUGACCAGCCACAGUUAUUCUUUUUCCUGCUCGGGCUUAUUUUUGAAUUAUUUUGAUACUAACCAUAUACUAGGAUGUUGUGGUAUUUUAUUUUCAGCCAUAAUGUGAGUACAAAGUGUAAAACUCCCAAACAAGUGGAUCAGGUGUGGCUUUGGACUCGCAAUUUGAACUACGUUCAUAUCAGGCAACAUCAAACCCGCUCGCCAGUCAUGGGAACUGAUGUUAAAUGGAUAGAAAAAAAAAUUGGGGCUAAAUUUCAGUCAAAUCUUAUCACGUGUGAUUGAGGAGCUGGGUAUGAGUUUGUGAGUUUGCGAUUCCAUGGGUUAUAAGGAAAAAUCAAUGAGUCCACUUUAGGCUCUGUAUUCAUUCAUAGGUUUUUCUGUAUUUUGUAUUUUCUACAUUGUAGAACAAGUACUGAAGACAUCAAAAGUAUGAAAAGAACAUAUUGAUCACAUAUAUGGAAUUAUGUAGUCAACAAAAAAAGUGCCACAAAUCAAAAUGUUUGAUAUUUUAGAUUCUUCAGCAUAUCCAGCGUUUACCUUGAUGGCGCUUUCCACACUAUUGGCGUUAUCUUGACCAGCUUCAUGAGGUCAUCACCUGGAAUGCUUUUCAGUUAACAGGUGUGCUUCGUCAAACGUUCAUUAGUGGACGAGUUUCUUGCCUUCUUAAUGCGUUUGAGAUCAAACAGUAAAUAGUAAAUAAUAAACAUGCAGUAAAUAGCCCUAUUCCACACCACAGCUGUAGUAAUCCGUACAUAUUACAUCAAGAACCGCUCAACUAAGUAAAGAGAAAUGACAUCCAUCACUACUUGAAGACAUGACAUGACUUUUAAUUAAUAAAAAUAAAUAAAGAAUAAACAUUGAAUUCAAAGGUGUGUCCAAACGUUUGACUGGUACUGUAUGUAUAUAUAUAAUAUACAGCUGUUCACUGCAUUGACUGCAGUAUUCCAAUUGUUAUAACAAUGUUAAGUCAUUAAGACAAUUAAAAUUUGUUUUGUGUAGUUGUUAAAAUGUUUGUGGGUGUUUUUUGUUUUGUUUGGUUUUUUUAAUUCUUUGUUGGACUGUUAUGGUACGUUCACACCAAAUGUGGCGAGAGCGUUAUAAUUCGCUCUGGCUGCUCUACCAAAGACGCUGGUGAAUUCGUGGACGCUCUGCGAUGUCGAUGAAGCAGGCGGUUACAAGUUCUUUUGGAAUGCUUCCUGUUGCAAACUGUAUUUAAAGGGGUUGCAAAGCGAACACACAUCAACUGGUAUCUUUGUUCCAACUGAGCACAAUUAGAGUAUAAGUUAACUUCAUGAAAUGUUUUAAAUUUAUUAUAUGGCACAAGCUACUUCUGGUAAAAUCAUGCGCUCUGAUUGGUUCCUUGGUGGGCAGUAUUUUCCCGUAAUGCCCGUGGGCAAUUACAGACUUUCUUUCCAAGGCGCCGGCGUUCAAUGUUGCAAAAAAAACAAACAAAACGACAAAAAAAAUGGAUUGGAAAUCAAAACGGAAUCAAAAACGGCCAAAAGACAAACGAGUCACAGAGUUAUUCAAGAAAUGUGCAACAAAAAGCAUUCAGAAACCACUAACCGAUAACAGAAAUUCAGUUUUGAAACUGCUAGCUGUUUAUUCUGCAUGCGUGACUUAACUACAGGGGCGCCGCCAGAAAUUUUGGGCCCCAUGAAAGAUUAGAAUUUUGGGCCCCCAACUUUGCCCACCCUCAUCACAAUUGCACUAUUGUCAUUAUUUGACUUUUGUAUAUGGCGCUCGCUCAUUAAAAACUUCAAUCCGAAAGCAUUUAUGGGUUGUAUUGCUGCUUACCUCCUUCUCCAAAGGGGGGUUCAGUGGUUUGGUAGGGCGGAGGUCCCCCUGAGGCUGAAUCUGUGCAUAUUUAGGGCACCCCAUUAGUUAUGAAACUGGUUAUUAGCACUAGUUAUUAGCACCAGCAUAACGUAAUAUUUCAUCUUGUUUAUCACACAAGUCAGUUCAGUUAUUAAAAUGGAAAAAAUGUCACUGUACAAACUGUAAAAGUGUUCUCUUGAUAGGCUAAUCCAACCACGUUCAUACUGUUCAUUUACCAUUGGCUAAUAUUUUGAACACACAUGUGAGCGAUAGCUACCUUUCUUUGGGAAAAACUGAGUGACCAGUUGCCUGCCUCUCCAGUCCCUCUCAGCUUUCAGCUGCCUUUCUUUACGUUUUUGACAGCCACUCUUCAUAUUUAGCGAUCAUAGACUGUACGCACUCCACUGCUGGCUGGCUGCAUUGCACCGCGACACAGCAGCAAGUAGCGUUGAGUCAACUACGUUACAAAUAUGACGUGACUGAAAGCAACGUCAUGCCUCGUUAUGAUGACCAUCGAUUUUAAUCUUAGAAAUUAAAAAAGCCAUAUAAUAAACUCCAUAUUAACUUCGCUUGCUUGGUCUUUACAGGAAAAUAUCAGACCGAGGUCUUGACAGUACGUACCGAGCCUAUGGUCAUAUUUGUAGCAUAGUUGAGUCACGCAUGCAGAAUAAACAGCUAGCGGUUUCAAAACUGAAUUUCUGUUAGCAGUUAGCAGUUCCUGAAUGCUCUUUGUUGCUCAUUUCUUGAAUAACUCAGUGACUCUUGUUUGUCUUUUGUGUUUCAGCCAUUUUUGAUUCCGUUUUGAUUUCCAAUUCAUCUUUUUUUUGUCGUUUUGUUUUUGUCUUUUGCAACAUCGAAAGCCGGCGCCUUGGAAAGAAAGUCUGUAAUCGCCCACAGGCAUUACGGGAAAAUUCUGCCGGCCAAGGAACCAAUCAGAGUGCACGAUUUUACCAGAAGUAGCUCGUGCCAUAUAAUAAAUUUAAAAUGUUUCAUGAAGUUAACUUAUACACUAAUUGUGUUCACUUGGAACAAAGGUUGACGUGUGUUUGCUUUGCGGCCAUAAGCUCGGUCCGUUCUGUCAAGACCUCGGUGUGAUAUUUUCCCGUAAAGACUUCACACUCAGUUAAUAAGUAGUUAGUAAAAGUAAGAAAUCGAUCGAUGAAGGAAAAUAAUGAACAACUAUGAUUACAUGUUUGGUAAGAAAGUAAACUAAUGACAGAAACUAAUUAAAAGCCAUUUGUGUGGUGGGAAUUUUGGUACAGUAAGUUAAAUUUCAACAUGUAGUUUAUAAAUUUUUUAAUUUUUUUAUUUUUAUUGUGUGCAAGCAGGGACACAUAAUAAGUUAUCAAGAAACCUACCAUGAUAAUUAUUAGUUUCUCCUCCAUUGUACUUUUGAACCAAAAGUCACACAACUCAGUGCGUUUACAUGCACAUCCAAAUCGAGCUGCUGUCGGUAAUCGAGCUAAGGGUCCCAGCAGGGGUGCCAGAGAAAUCCAAUCCUACAUGCACACAAGGAAAUCGAGCUAUUGUGUGAGGUACAUUGUGCACCCGAGCCACAGGUGGCGCUACACGCCCCAUCGUGUUGGUACACUUCGGGUUGUCGUCAUGAAGAAGAGCUAUUCAAGAGUAUAAACAAAGUUAUCAGUUCUGUGUUCGUUCGUUCUCCUUGUUCCUCCUGACCUCUUCUGCUGCUCGCUACUACUAUUGUUGUCAUGCCGACCGAGGCUGUUGUGUUUCCCGCUUGUGGUCUCAUCACUCGUCACUUCCGGAAGGGGCAGUGCUGAAGUAAGUAGCUCGACUACGUAGCUCGAUAGGGUUUACAUGCACUAAGUAGCUCGGCUACAAUCGCAUAAUCUAGGUCGUGUAGCUCGAUUACGAGAAAUCCAGUUCGGUUCAAUUUCAGCCGAGCUAAGGUGUUUCCAUGGCAUUUAGAACCACGAUUUCAGUCGAGCUACGGCAGAAAUUCGAUUUUCUCUAUGUGCAUGUAAACGCACUGACUGUGUUCUCUUGGGUUCGGAGCACUUCUGAAUUCCGAUUGGUUACAGUCGAGCUGCAUCAUAGCUCAUUACCAUGAAGUCGCCUGGACUUUAGCUUUAAUUUUGAUGCCCCCCAACCUCAGAAGACAUGCCACCAAUGUUUAUGCCGCUGCUUGUCACCAAAAGACGUCGUCUCACAAUUGAAAGAAAAUGAACAACUUCUGUUCACUUUGACGCUCUUGUGACAUUUGGUGUGAACGUACCAAAUGUUAUGUACACUAAAGUUGUUUUUGCUUUUGAAAGGUUUUUUUUUUUUUUCUGUGAACAAAGAACAACAGGGCUAGGGUUAGAGAAAACAUUUGCAGCAUUUGUAUACGUGUCAGAAUUUUUGUAUUUGCUUGUAUAAUACAUGUAUUUAUAUGAAAUAUCCAAGCCACAGAGUGGCCGAACCAUCGACUUGUAUUUUAAUUUGUUCUACAGUGUGCAAUACAUGUGGGUGGUAGAGGAAGUGUGUUCAGAGAUCUGGAUACAUGGAAUCAUUUUCUAUCCCACAAUUGUAAAUACAAAACUAAACAACUGAUCUGAGAACUCAA
Molecule: messenger RNA, 9511 nt
Organism: Neoarius graeffei (lesser salmon catfish)
Lineage: Eukaryota; Metazoa; Chordata; Actinopteri; Siluriformes; Ariidae
Gene: inpp4b
Product: inositol polyphosphate-4-phosphatase type II B
Exons: 20
Coding region: 44-2617 (857 amino acids)
Cellular component (GO): cytoplasm
Molecular function (GO): phosphatidylinositol-3,4-bisphosphate 4-phosphatase activity
Source: RefSeq, a predicted model, not a curated record